Pyrus x bretschneideri (Chinese white pear) is the source of this 913-nucleotide messenger RNA. RefSeq lists its product as uncharacterized. The coding region runs from base 169 to 582 and encodes 137 amino acids. The record is from RefSeq and is a predicted model, not a curated record. NCBI's taxonomy places the organism in Eukaryota, Viridiplantae, Streptophyta, Magnoliopsida, Rosales, Rosaceae. The transcript is spliced from 3 exons.
UCAGGAACUCAGUGCUGGUAAAACAUAACCCUUUUCUACUUGGGAGUUUGUUGAGAGCCGGCUGAGAGUUGUGGCGUCCGCGGAUUUCUAUUUAGUCAGAUCUUCGCUCUUUUCUCUCUCUCUCUCAUUCGUAGGUUGUCUUUCUACUUUCUUGGAGGUUGUGCUGCAAUGGCUGAAGCAAAACCAGGAUUGAGGAAACCAAUAUUCACCAAGGUUGGCCAGCUCCGCCCAAGUACUUCUGGGCACACUCUGACAGUAAAGGUUGUCAGUACUAAGAUGGUGUUACAGAAGGGUCGUGCUGAUGGUCCUCAAGGACGCCAAACGCGAAUUGCUGAAUGCCUGGUUGGUGAUGAAACUGGUUUGAUUAUCUUCACUGCUAGAAACGAUCAAGUGGACUUGAUGCAAGAAGGUUCUACCAUAACCCUAAGGAAUGCCAAGAUUGACAUGUGGAAAGGAUCAAUGAGACUUGCUGUGGACAAGUGGGGCCGUGUCGAAGUUGCUGAACCUGCCAGUUUUACGGUUAAGGAAGACAACAACCUCUCCCUUAUUGAAUAUGAACUUGUCAAUGUUGUUGAAGAGUAACUUGUCUGGUGGAGUUCGGUUCUCUACCUUGUCUUAACCGAAAAAUAAACACAACCGGAAGAAAAAAGUUGUGCUUUUAUGGGGCAUCUGAUCUCCAAAAUGUUCCCGAAAGUUCACUUGUAGGAAGAAGAAAUCUUGAAACUAGUACCACCCGAGUCUUUUCUCACGUUUGCAGCUAAUUGUGAUGGAGCUUUGGUUGUAUUGCCAUUUAGAUGGUGAUGGCUGUAAGUUUAUGAUCAUGAGGGAACUGGCUUUCUCUGUUUUACAAUCUAUUUACAUUUGGAAAGUACAUAUGGGAUUAAUAUUAUGCAAUGUUUAAUACUUUUUGUAA